AUGUGGAGCAGACAAAUUUGGUCCCUGAUUUUCGUUGAGGUCUUCGGAUUUGUGUUGGGUUUCAACCUCACGGGCGAUCCUCCAGUAGUGUCGACGAGAAACGGAGAUCUGCUCGGCAAAAGACUGACCGUUCUCGGGAAAUCUGUCGAUGCAUUUCUUGGAGUACCUUACGCAGCUGCUCCAGUGGGGGAGCUUCGCUUUCAACGGCCACGUCCUUUUACACAGUCGUGGGAAGGAGUACGUAAUGCAACUAUGUAUGGUUCUUCGUGUUUGCAAGAAGUUAUGCCAAGACUACGUAAUUUCAGCGGGCAUGUGUGGUGGGGCUCGUCUGAACAACGCCACAACGAGGACUGUCUGUUUUUAAAUAUUUGGGCUCCCCAUCCCCGGCCCAAAAAAACACCAGUUAUUGUAUUUAUUCAUGGAGGUAGUUUUGUGUCGGGUAGUGGCUCCGCUGAAGGACUCCGAGGCCAUAUCUUGGCAACCGUAGAGUAUGUUAUCGUGGUCACGAUCAACUAUCGCCUUGGUGUACUUGGGUUUGCCACUCUGGACAUCGAUGAGGCGCCGGGGAACAUCGGUCUUUAUGACCAAACAAUGGCCCUGAAGUGGAUCAACCAAAACAUCGCAGGAUUCGGCGGCGAUCCCGAUUUAGUGACUAUAGCCGGACACAGUGCUGGGGCAUCCAGCGUUUCCUACCAUCUCCUGUCACCAAUGUCGGAACACCUUUUCAAGUUCGCAAUUUUGCAAAGUGGCACAGCACUGUCGCCGUGGGCUUUAUCGCCGAAAGAUGAUUUGCUGAGCCAAACUAUCGGGUUAGCAAAACGAACAUCUUGCCCGAGUGCCAAACCGGGAAACCGAACAUCGGCUCUGGAGACCAUCACUUGUCUAAGAGGCGACAUUAAUCUGACUCCGCUCAUUAGACACUGGGAAAAGAACGCUCAUAGCUCGCCGAUGGUAGAUGGCUUAUUUCUCCCCGACACGCCCCACAAUUUGCUAUCCAGUGGUCGUUUUAAAAACACCUCGAUUUUAUUAGGAUUCAAUCAAGACGAAAGCGUCUUAAACUUAAUGAGAUUCGAUGAGUUUUCUCACGACCCCAUAACGAUUGCGGAACACACUCCAAGUCUUUCUCACGAUACGUUCAGGGAUCGGAUUCAAAGUCUAUUUUCCGACUUCGAUGACAGACAGGUUGAGACAAUCGCAUUUCAAUACCGCAAUUGGUACAGACCUUACGAUCCUUACGAAUUUCGAAAUUCUUUGGCUAAUAUGUGGAGUGAUUACAGCAUUUGCUGUCCCACCCUAGAUUUCGUUGCAUACUUCACGGCUUCCAAGCAGGACGCGUAUGUCUACUAUUUUAAUCAUCGGAACUCACUCAAUGCGUGGCCCACGUGGGUCGGCGUGCCUCACGGCGACGAGCUAGCGUUCGUCCUGGGGUUGGCACUAGAAGACGAGAUUACCAGCGAAGAAAAAGAUCUCAGUCGAAGAAUUAUGAGAUAUUGGGGAAACUUUGCUCGCACUGGUAAUCCAAAUGUUCCAGAUGUCGGCGGUGUGGAAUGGCCAAAGUAUUCCACAGAAGACCAUCUUGUUUUUACUUUGAAUCUGAGUGUUUUGCAAGAAACUCCCCACAUAGCUACGGAUCCAAGAAUACCUAAGUGUGCUUUCUGGAAAUAUCUCGUACCUCGGCUUUCUGUUGAGAAAGCCUUUAUUGCUGCAACAUCGUUUCCGAUCAUCGUGAGUUUGGCGAAUAUCGUUUGUAACGUUGGUAAAUCAAUGGAAUCUGAUGUCUCCUUUGUUUGUGAUGCGACCACCGAGCCAUCCGAUCUUGGUAUGAUUUAA
Saccoglossus kowalevskii is the source of this 1830-nucleotide messenger RNA. Its product is annotated as cholinesterase-like. Gene Ontology annotation, molecular function: acetylcholinesterase activity. Gene Ontology annotation, cellular component: plasma membrane. NCBI's taxonomy places the organism in Eukaryota, Metazoa, Hemichordata, Enteropneusta, Harrimaniidae. Gene Ontology annotation, biological process: choline metabolic process; acetylcholine catabolic process. The record is from RefSeq and is a predicted model, not a curated record.